UCCCUCGCCCCCCUCCCCCUCCCUCAAGCCGAGUUGCUCCCACCCCGGAGGGAACCCGAGCCCCACCCAUCCAUCUAUUCCACUUUCCUCUGCCCCGGUGGUCCCCCUGCCGCCGGUGUGUGCUUCUUAAUUGCUCGACCGCCCUUCCCGGCUUCACUUCGGCUGCUGAUACCCUUCCUUCUCGGUGAACCCCAUCUCAGGCCCUCGGAUCUUCCGUCCACCCUCUUCUCCUCUCCGCCCCUUCCCCCUUCCAUCGGAGCCAAGUCGCUCUUCUCGUCUCUUUACGCCUCCGCCUCGACAUGUCCCCCGGCGGAGGGCACCACCUCCAUCACCAUGGCAGUGGCCAUCAGGGCACGGCUGCCGGGCACUUGCAUGCCGGGCAUGAGUUCCCCGGCGCCAGUGGCCCGACUGCCCUGGCUGGGCCGCAGCAGGCAUCCGGCGGCCAGCAGGAUGCCCUGUCCUCCGGCCUGGCCCUACCGCAUGCCAUCUCGGCCCUGUCACAAGGGGCUUUGCCAGCCGGCCUGUCCUCCCAGCACCAGCCGCAGCUGAUUGCGCCCUUCAUGUCCGGCGGCCAGUCAACUCCGGCAGCCUACCACACGACCGGAUCCCUGCUCGACACUUCGCUUUCCAACAAUGGCCAGCACCUGGGCCACCACGGCUUGCCGCCACCAUCGCAUGGUGUCCUCCACCACCCAUCCGCACAGACCGGCGGCGGCCAUUUGCAACUGGGCCCCGGCGGCGUCGGCGGCGGGACCGGUCUUCACGGGCACCACUCAGUCCUCGGGUCCACCCUCGGGGCCAGUCUGUCACACCAUCCCCACCCGUCGACUCAGGCUGUGGGCCAUGCGCAUGUUGUCGGAUCGCCGGCCAGCGGCGACUCCCAGGCCAACCCCCUGCAUCAGGUCCUUGCCGGCGGGCAGUCACCCUUCGGCUUUACGUCAACUUUCCGCGGGAUGGUCCCCGGUCUUGAGGGGAUACCGAUGGCCCUGCACCAGAGCCCGAAUAAUGCAGCCGUCGCGGCCGCAAACGCAGCUGCCCAGGCCCAUCUCACCUCGCAUCUGAUCGGCGGAGACUCAUCUGUCUUUAACAGCCACCUGCUCCAAUAUCACGCGUCAACGCAGGCCGCCGCCGCCGCCGCCGCUGCCGCCGCCGCCGCCACCGCCAACUCCUCGGGCACCGGCACCCUUGGGUCUUUGGCCAGCCCGCAGCAGGCCGGCCUCGGGUCCACGCCGCAGCCCGGCACCCUGCCCCCUGGCCAACAAUCUCCGGCGCCUCAACAGCAACAACAGCAACAGCAACAACAACCGCAGCAGCAGCAGCAGCAGCAGCAGCAGCAGCAGCACCAUCCCGCCACAGCGGUCUUCUCCACACCCAUCUUCGCUCCCAGCUACUUUUCCCAACACCAGCAACCCGGGGCUCACAUGCAGGGAUCUCCGCUGGGCGGCGGUAUCAUGUCCCAGUCACCGCUGGGGCACCUGACCAGCAGCGCCGCCGGCAUGAGUCCCUCGGGACAGCAACAGCAGCAGCAGCAGCAGCAGCAGCAGCAGCAACAACAGCAACAGCAGCAACAACAGCAGCAGCAGCACUCCAUCGGGGCGGCAGCGGCUGCAGCGGCCGCGGCGGCGGCCGCCGCCGGUCUCUCGGCCUCCUCCUCCAGUGUCACAGUUAACAUUUCUCCCAGCCCUUCUUCCGGAGGCGGCGCCGGUGGCGGUGCGCCGGGGAUGUCACCCGCGGCGCUGACUCAUCGCAAGGUGGCGGCUCCUGUGGCCCCUCGUAAGGCGGCUGCCAGCGGGAAUGGCCUCGCCAGUGCCCCGGGCCUCUCCUCCUCCUCGACAGCAUCCUUGUCAUCCUCAGCAUCGACAACCCUCGCGCCGACCAGUGCCUCUUCCUCGGCGUCGCUCAACUCGGCCGCGGGCACAGCAGCAGCAGCAGCAGCAGCUACUGCUACCGGAGCAAGUGAGGCGUCCAAGCAGGCCGGCUCGGCCGGCGAGUCGGCCGAUGCCACCCGGCGUAAGGCCCCCCCCACCAACCGGCAAUUCCGUUGCACCCAUGCCGGUUGCGAGAAGACCUUCAUCCGCCAUGAGCACCUGACGCGGCACAUUCGCACGCACACCGGCGAGCGGCCACACGCAUGCACCUUCCCCAAUUGCCACAAGCGCUUCAGCCGGUGUGACGAAUUGACUCGGCACGUGCGCAUUCACCUGGAUUCGAGAUCGGACCUGGUCGGCGGUCUGGUGAAUGCGGCGGCGGCGGCGGCGGCCCUCGUGCAACAGCACCAGCCCCUGCGCGGGGCCGCUGCCAAUGGCGCCGGCAAGGGUGGCGCCAGCUCGGCGGCCGUGGCCGCCGCUGCUUCCAAGCUUUCCGGCGAUGCGCAGCAGCAAAUGCAGGCAUUGCAAAUGCAAUUGUCAAUGCACACGGGUGGCGGGUCACGCAGCGGGGCGGCUGCCUCCAAGCGCCGGCGAUCUGUCUCCUCGGCUGGUGGGGCCAACUCCGCCACCGAGGCCGACCGGUCGGGCUCCGCCUCGGAUGCCUUCCAAUCGGAUGACCCGUCCGCCGCCGGGCUUGACCGGCCGAAGAAGCGUCCUGCCCUGGUUCCGACUCGACCGGAAGGCAGCGACGCCAGCCUCACGUCCACCCUCCAUCCGCAGCUCCACCAGCAGCUCCACCAGCCGCAUCUCCACCACCCCAGUGUCCAUGACCAGCAGCAGCAGCAACUCCAUCAUGGGGGGCACCUCGCGGCGGGCCAUGCAUUUGGUAACCACCACCAUCAUCACAUGGGCCUCCCGAGCGCCGGCACCGUCCAGGAGGAUGAGGACUCCGUCAGUACACCGCCCUCUUCUUCCGGGCCGCGGUCUUCGAGCACGCCCACCCGCAAGCAUGUGUGCCCAUAUGGCGAUUGCAAGAAGAGCUUCUCGCGAACCGGGCACCUGACAAGGCAUCUACGCACGCACACCGGCGAGCGGCCGUACGUCUGCUCGGAGCCCGGCUGCAACAAGCAGUUCGGCCGCUCGGACACGCUGAAGGAGCACCAGCGGUCGCAUCUGCCACAGCGAGCCCUGACCGGGCUGAUGUUGGUGAACAGUGCCGCCGCGGCGGCCGCCGCCGUGGCUGUCGCCGCCAUCAACAACCCCACCGGGCCCGAUGGUCAACCCUUGUCCCUGGAUCCGGACUCCACCAAGGUUGAUCUGCAAACGCAACAGGACCAGCAGUACCAGCACCAUCAGCUCCUGCUGCAGCAGCAGCUGGCCCACAUUCAGAAAGAGCACCAGCUCCAGCGCCAAGAGCGCCAAUUCCGCGAGCGUGUCGCCGCGGCCAAAGGCUUUCCCGCGGAUCUGACGGCCGGCCUUGGCGGUGGUUCCAGCAUGGGGGACAUGUCCGACGAUAUGGCCACGGCCGCGGCUUUGCCACCAAAUUCGGCCGCCGCCUCGGUGGCUGUGGCGGCCAUUGCGGCAGCCGCGGCCGCGGCCGAGGCCGCCGGUGCCAUCACCGGAGACAGCGCCGAUGACAUCCACAGCCCCGGUGCCAAGGCCAUACUCUCGAAUCCGGCACUUGCAGCGGCUGCGGCGGCGGCUGCCACUCACAGCCCCGGCGCUGUCAUGGACCCGAAUGUCGGUUUCCUGCCGAUGGCCGCGCAGUAUGGCGGCAUCCGGGCCGGCGGCCCGGGGCCCGGGCCUCUCGGCAGCCUUGCCUCUCGGCCGCCCGGGGCCCAUCUUGCCCAUGCCGCCGGGGUCGGGCCAUUGCCUGGUGCUUCCUCCUCCGCAGGCGCCCAGGCCAAUCCCUACAAUGAGCCUGUCUUGUCGCUUUUUUACUCCCAGCAACAGCAGCAGCAACAACAGCAACAGCAGCAGCAACAGCAGCAACAGCAACAGCAACAGCAGCAGCAGCAGCAGCAGCAGCCGACCUCGGUACCGGCCGUCGCCAGGCCUUCCAGCACCAGCGCCAUGGGGAUGGAUCCCUCGCUGUUGAGCGGGUCGCGGCCAGCCGCCGCCGCCGCUGACGGCCGUGCCGGCAAGAUCAACCCGGCCGCCCCGUCUGGGUCGAUGUUUGAGCAUUUUGCCCAGGUGAUCUUGAACAGCGAGGCGGCGGCCGUGGCGGCGGCUUCUCAAUCUUCCGGGGACAGCUCGCCCACCUAUGAGGGCACCCCGCCGCCGAUGGGAUCGGGACGCAUGGCCCGCGGGGCGGCGGCGGGCCGGUCAUCGGGUCGCGGGGCGGCCGGCGGCCUUUCAACCAGUCCCAAGGGCCCCGGGGCACGCGCUGCGGCAUUGGCCCCAGGGCUUGGUGCCGGCAAGGCCAAGAUCAAUUCAGCCAAUGGCCUGAACGGCGGCGGGGCCUCCCCGCGCGGUGGCAGCAGCGCCGGCUCCGUCAUCACUAACAGCCCGGGUGCGUCGAAGCGCGCAUCGAAGACCGGGCCCGGUGCUCAGACCACUCCUUCUCCGCCGGCUGGCCUUACCAAUGGUGGUGGGGCCUCUUCCAAGAAGCCCGCCUCGGCCGGUCCGCGGGCCAUUACCCCGCCUCCCGGGCCGGGCACUCCUCGCAAGGCGCCCGGGGCAGGCUCCAGUCCGAAGGCCUCGGCUCGCCUGCCGCCGGCCAAGCAGUCAACCAAUGGUGGCAGCGCGUCCAUCUCUCCCGCGACGCCACUGUCGCCUAGGAAAACGCCGCCCCGUGCUGUCGCCACAACAACCCCAGUCCCUUUCGACACCACGGCUCCCUCCAUUGCCACUGCCGCCAACAGCACCCCCACCACUACCUCCAUCGAUCCCCGGGCCCUUUCCUCGCGGCCGCCUGGCGGCAAUAGCGGCAGUACGACACAGUCAGCCGGAAAAGUUGUCGGCCCUGUGUCAUUUGCCACCCGCCUGGCGGCCUCGGGCGGCACCCCUGCCGGCAGGGAUGCCUCUCCCCCUCUUUCCCCAUCCCGUUCCGCCUCCCUGCCAGGGGGAGCCCGCUCCUCUCACACGUCCUCCGUGGAUGCCGUCCUCCCGACGGCCCGCUGGGCCACCAAGCGCCCUGCCCGAUCCUCCGGCAGGUGAUAUCAGCUCCUUCUUCUGUCGAUCUCCAUCAUGGGAGUGUUCUCUGCUUGUGGUUUCUGUAUGCCCGCACACAGCGUGUGCCUGCAUAUACCUGUCCAGUAGUGGCCCUUCUCCCUCUCCCCUCACACUACAGUCCCCCCUCCCCCCCCCCUCUUGUACAACAACGACACGUGUCCCCUCUGCACUCGAUUCGC
Molecule: messenger RNA, 5221 nt
Organism: Fonticula alba
Lineage: Eukaryota; Rotosphaerida; Fonticulaceae
Exons: 4
Coding region: 300-5027 (1575 amino acids)
Biological process (GO): regulation of transcription by RNA polymerase II
Cellular component (GO): transcription regulator complex; PcG protein complex
Molecular function (GO): RNA polymerase II cis-regulatory region sequence-specific DNA binding; DNA-binding transcription factor activity, RNA polymerase II-specific
Source: RefSeq, a predicted model, not a curated record